Molecule: messenger RNA, 2163 nt
Organism: Penicillium bovifimosum
Lineage: Eukaryota; Fungi; Ascomycota; Eurotiomycetes; Eurotiales; Aspergillaceae
Exons: 3
Coding region: 1-2163 (720 amino acids)
Biological process (GO): DNA-templated transcription; regulation of transcription by RNA polymerase II
Cellular component (GO): chromatin
Molecular function (GO): DNA-binding transcription factor activity, RNA polymerase II-specific; zinc ion binding; RNA polymerase II cis-regulatory region sequence-specific DNA binding
Source: RefSeq, a predicted model, not a curated record
AUGCGCUCUGACCUGCUGGUCCGCCAUGAGAGACUCAGUCAUCCUGGAUCAGAAGAGAACGGUGAAAGAUAUACUCGCCCAGCCAAGCGCUCGCGACACUCUAUAAACACUGGAACAUGGACGCAGAAUAAUCAAGCGGCAGAGCAAAAUACCGAUGACUGUGAUCCAGAGCGUUCGGCUAGUGUUGGUGCAUCAGUCACAGAGAUUGAGAAUGGUGAUCAGUCUUCUAGAUCGGUUUAUGACGGCUCAAGCAGAACCAAUGGGACCACUCAAGAACAGAUGAGCAAUGUAUCGCAGCCUUUGUAUCAAGGUUAUCUCAAUACGCAACAGUUUGAUGACACUGACGGCCUCUGUGCUGAUUUCUCCACUCAGUUUGAAAGUCUGCUGAGCGAUUCAUUUCAAGAUCUGGCAGCCUUCAUGGAUAAUCAUACUCCAUUCACAGAGGACUUCGCUUCAUUCAUAUCGCCCCCACAAGAAUUCGCUCCGCCAGACCCCUAUCACAAUUCUGGCUCCAACCGGUUUUUGGGAGUAGAAUUGAAGGCGGAUGAGGCGGACUCAUUCUCAAGAAUGGGGUCACGAUUACCCUCCCUGCAACCAGAAGAGGACAUACCACAAGCUCCUCAGAUUGAUCGGGCCCCAAAUCUCUUUGAAGGAGUUAGCACGAAGACUCGCGACAUUUUCGUUGCUAAGGUAGAAGAAUUUGCAUCAGUCGUGCCUGAAGUGUUCCAACUGCCCUCUAGGCUAGCUUUAUCUAGAUAUCUCACAGCCUAUGUCAAGGGCUUUCAUGAGCACAUGCCGUUUCUUCAUAUCCCCACAAUUUUGGGGGAAACAUGCGCCAUUGAACUGAUACUGGCCAUUGCUUCGAUCGGGGCACAGUAUUGCUUCGAACCCGAGAAGACAGUCCAGCUGUUCCACAUAAGUCAUGCUAUUGCGAGGGAGCGCAUAAGGAGACAAGACGCUCUCGUAAUAUCGUCAAAUAGCGCUGGCCUUGAUCAGCUGCCCACAGAGUGCGCCAACAGCGAGACCAACGGCCACUCUGCCCAAUCUGAGCAGGAUACGAUACAGACCGCUCAAGCCCUCUUACUACUCAUGGCUGAGGCAACUUGGUCGAAGCAUCCGACAAUUUUGCGUGAAGCUCUCGCUAUUCAGAGUAUUCUGGCAACCCUCGUCCGUGACGAUGGCCUCAGAAGCCCAGCCCUAUCAGAAAAUGCCACUUGGGAGACUUGGGCGGCAUACGAGAGCACCAUAAGAACGAAAUGGAUAGUGUUCUGCUUCUUUAACUUGCACACCAUAGUCUACAACAUCACUUCUCCUAUUCUGAGUUCUGACAUGGAUGGCAUGCUAUUGCCCUGCCGUGUUUCAACAUUCCGAGCAACAAACGAAGAAAAAUGGCAAGAUCUGAUAACCAAAGAGCACCCCAUUUGGUUCAAAGAUGCAUUCUCUCUCUUAUUCCGGGACGACUUCAACACAACUCGCAUAAAACCAAAUUCCACUCUGGCCAACUACAUCCUCGCCCACGCCUUGAUCCAGCACAUCUACCUCAUCCGCGAAGUCACCCGCCAUCGCCACAAAGACAUCCCUGAAAACGACAUCGCCUCCAUCGAGCAUGCGCUAAGGAACUGGAAAUCCAUGUGGAAACACACUCCAUAUUCCAGUAUCGACCCUUCAAACCCCGCAGGCCCAGUCUCCUUCAACUCAACUGCCCUCCUCCGCCUAGCAUAUAUCCGUCUCAAGUCUCAACGCAGACAUAGGCCCAGGCCGCGCUCUGCACACGCGAGAUCCAACACAGAUAUCAAACGCAUUUCUCAACGCGCAGAUAAUCUCGCGCACACCCAGGCUUUUGCGCGCCGUCUUGCAUGCGGCGCAUGCUUUGAGCAUCCCCAUUCUAAAUGGCUUGAAGCGUUGUCAUCGCCCGAGGCGAUUCUGAGUGUCACUUCCGGCGAGCAUAAGAUGGUCAUGCUGGUGAAGACAAUGUUGGAUGAAACGGACUUUGCGGUUCCUGCGACUUUCUCCGUCGCUUCCCCGUCUGGCAUGAAAUUGUUGUCUGCUAAUGUCUUGCGGGUAUGGGCAAAGGUUUUCCAUGGACCUGCUCAGGUUUGGGCUAUAGUUGACGUUGUGCGAGUCUCGCUGAAGUUGUGUGCGGAUUUGGUUGAGAACACCUAG